Messenger RNA from Lineus longissimus, 3599 nucleotides. RefSeq names its product SE-cephalotoxin-like. NCBI's taxonomy places the organism in Eukaryota, Metazoa, Nemertea, Pilidiophora, Heteronemertea, Lineidae. The transcript has a single exon. Bases 6 to 3008 code for a protein of 1000 amino acids. The record is from RefSeq and is a predicted model, not a curated record. Gene Ontology annotation, molecular function: protein binding.
UUGUGAUGUUAUCAGCCGUGCUCCUUGCAUCAUGGAUGAGCCUGGUGACAAGUUCGUUAGACCCCGGGGAGCAGGCUAAGGUAUCCAUGGCCAUGGAUACCGCACAGUAUGUCCUAAGCGCCGUAAACGAAGCAACACAAGCUCAGUCGAAGGCUAUUACAGAAGCUUUGAAGAAGUCGCCUUCAAUGACAAGUGUUCAAAUUCUCAAGAGCCAGGAAAUACUUAGGAAAUUUGCUUCGACGGUCGGGAAGGCUCUCAAGGCAAUCCAGGGAUUUGCAGCAGUCGCAAGUUUCAUCUUCACGUUCUUCAUGCAAAGUGAGUUAUCUGUCAUCACUGAUCUGAUCAACGAACGUUUCAAAGAAGUCAACUCUAAACUUGAUAGUUUAGACGAGAAACUGGACGCGAUCGAAGUUUCGCUCAAGGCCAAUACGGCAUUCAAUACCUUCUUGGCAAUGUGGAUCAAGUGGGAAUACGCGUCCAAAAAUGGGGCGAAAAAGCUGAAAGAUAUCCGAAACGCCAUGUCCAGGACAACCCGAAAGAUCGAGAAAGUUAAGUUGGCAGAGGAAUACAUCAAGUAUUUCGAAAACAACAACUUGGAUGGUAACUUACUGAACCUUUAUAGAAUGGCGUCCCAAGCUGAAAGUACUACCAACCGUAACAUCUUCGACAGAUUCAUUGCUGAAUACGGGUGCGACAUCAGCAAGAUAUCGCAGCUGAUGAUUAUCAUUCAGAACGUGAUGACCAGCGCAGCACAACAGGAACUGACGUACUACUUCUUUAAAGGUGACCAAACGAGGGCCAUGAACAGUUUUGCAGAUGUCCAGAACUAUUUCUUUGAGAUUCGUCGCGCGUUUGACGACCGAGUUUGGUCUUGUAAAAGCAACUCUAUUGACCACGCCAGGAACGAUGCAAAGAAAACGAUGAAGGCAAUGAAAGAUUCGUCCAGAGAGGAUGUUGCGCAUGCUAUAUUCAAAGAACUGAAAGUGAAGUAUCCGUGGUACACAUGGGCUGUAGCUGCCGUCAACUCGGAUGGAAGCAGCAUUCGAGGCCUGGAAUGGCGCGGCACUACGUACUUUGUGCUCAAAGACCGAGCAGAUCCAGAUAAAGUGAAAUCCUACUACGUUGUCUACGAAGAUACGAAGGUUAUUGCAAGUUGCAAUGAAAUCAAGCAAGCAAAGACUUUGCUGGUAUUCAAACGAUGCGAUGGUUGUAACUCGGAUUACAUUUACGGGUCUGACAACAUUCUUUCUGGUAAGAAAUGUCAAAGCUCCACAUUGGAACAGCUGGUACCGUUGAAGGACGAACUUUUGUCAAGUAGCAGAUGCCCAAAGUGCACAAAGACUCAAAUCAGUAGUUACUUUGAUCUACGACUGCGGCGCUUCAUCAUUCCUAUAAUGAACCACUGUAGUGUGGCCCAGUGCGUGAAACAGUUAAAAACAGAAAUCGAACGUUGGGACUUCAUCGCAUCGGCUGUUAACAUUAACUACAACGUUUGUGGAUCGGAUAAAUGCAGCGGUCAUGGACAAUGCAAGUCGAUAUCGUUUACUACAACCCAUCAGUGUAUUUGUAACAGUUACUAUGAAGGUGAAUUUUGUGAGAAACGUAUCGAGUUUGAUGACAAGAUUGAGAAAAUGUUGUCUGAAUUAAGGCACAUUUUCAAUGUCGUGAACGGAGUCCCAACAGCAGUUGACAACUACUUCGCUAUCUUGUCCCUAUCAGAAAAUCUAAACCAAGUGUGGCAGAAGAUAAAAGCUUCGUUUGCCCACACCAACAAUCUCAUCAAACAUUCAAAUACCAUCAAUCAAGUUGAAUUUGUCGCCCACUUGUACACGAGACUACAGAAGAAUGCGUUAACCUUUGACCAAUUCGGCCAGCAACUUCACGGCUUCUUGCAGACUGUUUCCCCAUCUGAGCUGGAGUUCCGUUUGAAGAAUAUUAUCCUUGGCCGAGGUACUUUAGAAACACCAGGGAAUGGCAUAUAUGGUUCGUACAAACGUGAAUAUGCCAGUCAGAACGGUGGCGGCUGUUCGACCAAGUACAACACUGAUAUCAUGACUCUCCGCGACAAUUUAUCCUACCUAGACCAGACGUUUGGAGAAGCCCUUCUUCUUCACCAGAAGUGGCUUAUCGAAGCCAAAGCGACCACGGAGGAUGAGCGAGCCAAGCAUAAGAAAGAAGCUGCCAAGAUUUACAAUAUCUUCAAAGAUCGCCAGAAAGAAUACAACGAGUACUGGAAAUCAUACAGCUGUGGCCCCAUCAGCGUCAGUGGUACUAACGUUGACUGUAAGAGCGAAUUAACAUUUGAGGGUAUGGACAUAAAUUUGCUAUGUGACCAGAAGAGGAAAGCAACCCCAAACACGCUUAAAUGCCAACGUGUCAAUGGUACACUGAAAUGGAAUGGUCAGCCGGAAUGUAAAUUUGUUUGGGGUAAGUACGGUGGUUGGGGAAAAUGUAGCAAAACGUGCGACGGGGGAUACAAGUUCCGCUACAGGAGCUGCAUUGGGACUUCUGAUGUCACCAACUGCCAGAGAGACCAAGGCGGCACCCAAUCCGAGACGGCUGACUGUAACACUCAACUUUGCUGUCAGGCGAAGUACGGGAAAUUUAAGUGCUCAAAUGGCAAAUGUAUCUCGAAAAGCUAUGUCUGCGAUAAUGAUAACGAUUGUGGGAAUUUUGACGACGAAAGGAGGAUACACUGUCCGAAUUUUAUCCGAUCUGGUGAUAUGGUAGCUCUCGAAAGCAACAACCAACGUAGUAAAUGGUUGAGUUGCUAUUGCACGGUUAACUGCGGUGAGGACCGAUGCAAGCUACGAGGAUGCCCAGGCAGCACAAUGGACUCGCAUGACUGGUAUGAUUGCGCGGGGGAAAGAUUCAUGUUUUAUGCCAUAGACCGCAGUGAUGGUCAGGUUGUACGCCACGGUGACCGAGUGGCAUUUCAGUACGGAUGGGAUAGCUCUACUGACAGAGGAAACUGGCUUAGCUGCCAGUGGGGAUAUUGGGGAGGUUGAUAUUAUUGCCCGACACGAACAUGCCCUGGGUACAUCUGGCAAAGCCACGAUGCUGAUGCCUGCCCGGGUGAAUUGUUUCGGAUUUAUUCACCCGAUCGCCUGGGAAGUUGUUCCAGCAAGGUCCAAACCAAUUGCCGAGGCGAACCAAUACAGAAGGGCGAUACCGUGUUCAUUUUCCACAACACGUGGUUUCUCAGCGAACACGACGGUGACAUCAAAACACGACCUUGUCCCGGUCAACACAUUACAGAAUCCGACAAAUCCGGGUGCCGAUCCGAGAGCUGGAAAAUAUUUGCACGCUAAUUCCACAAAAGGCGGUGAAGGACGACAUGCACAUACAGACAUACAUACAUCGUGUGACAUUUCUUUCAAAAAGAGAUGCUUUUAUCAGCAAAACAGCUUCAACAUGGUUUAAGAUUAGUCGGGAAUAUAUAAAGGCACUGAACGAUUUAUCAAGACCUACCCAUGAAAGAUGGUUCAACCAAAAGUACUUACGAUAAUUGGCAUUGACUAUUAAUGUUAUCAAGUCGAUUUCUUAGUAUUCAUGUUCGUCUAUUCUCUUCUAAUCAAAAAUAAAAAUAUAAACGCAAG